UUUGUGCCUCUUCCCAAAGGCGUUAGCAUCUCUGGAGUGGGUGGAGAUGUGCCUCCAACGGAAAACCACACGACGCGACAUUGAAGCCUAUGGCUAACCAGUUAGCUUACCCCAACAAAGAUGGCGUCUGUUUCCAAACGGCUCUUUGGUAACAGUCAACAUGGCGACCGCGUAAAGCAAACGGACUGUGAGCAGUGUCAACAAAAUGAGGGUCCCCAGAUGUGGCAUGGGCCUCAGGCGAGCCUAUUUGGUGUGGCCAAUCCUGCUGCUGCUCCUGGUUGGUGCAGUUUUGACCGCUCUGCUGCCCCCUGCUGACGACCAAAGAGGUGUCGGUGUCCUGGGGGUGCUACGCAGGGCAGCAUCACAAAAGGAGAAUCUUGCACAGGUCCACCGUGACGACAACACAGAGGAGGAGCAGAGGUUCACUGUCAUCAUCCAGACUUACAACCGCACAGACAUUUUGCUCAAACUCUUAAACCAUUACCAGGGAGUGCCUCAUCUUCAGCAGAUUAUCAUAGUGUGGAACAACAUUGGGGAGCAGACACCCCUGAAGUUGUGGAACUCUUUGGGGCCUCAUCCGGUGCCUGUGGUCUUCAAGGAGCAGGCGAGCAAUCUAAUGCGCAACAGACUGCAGCCAUUCCCUGAGAUUGAUACUGAUGCUGUGCUGAUGCUGGAUGAUGACACCCUGGUCAGCGUGCCUGACAUCAGUUUUGCUUUCUCUGUCUGGAAGCAAUUUCCAGAUCAGAUUGUCGGGUUCGUCCCAAGGAAACACGUCUCAACACCAGGAGGAGUGUACAGUUACGGCAGCUUUGAACUGCAGGACCCAGAAACAGCAGGAGGUGACAAAUACUCCAUGGUUUUAAUUGGCGCUGCCUUCUUCCACCGCCGCUACCUGCAGCUCUUCCAGGACCAACCUCAAGCUGUGCACGCGCUGGUGGAUGAAACACAGAAUUGUGACGACAUUGCUACGAACUUUGCCGUAGCACUAUAUUUAAGGAAACACUCCACAGGCAGUAUUAACAAACCCUCUGGGGUCUUUGUCAAACCUGUGGACAUGCGCAACCUGGAAAAGGACGCCAGCAGUGGGUACCAGGGUAUGUGGCAUCGUCCUGAACACCUCCUUCAGAGAUCCUACUGUCUCAACAGGCUGACACAGAUUUAUGGUCUCAUGCCGCUCUGCUUCUCCAACCUGAUGGUCUCCCAGUUUGGCUUCCCCAGCUAUGCUAACCACAAGAGUAGAGGCUGAGGUGCUGCCACAGUGCUGACUGUUUUGGACUGAAAGAUGACAGACUCAAGUGACAGCCUGUUUCACCGUGGCAUCUGCACGACUAUCAUGGACUUUUCUGGACAAUCAGACUGCUCUACACAAGGCACAGUUUCAUGAAACGUCCAUAUUUGAUAAGGUAAUCUGUGUUUGUGACCAAAGCUGCCUUUCUGUCAGUAUGAACUCUCAGUGGAUUGUAGUGCCGUUGUUUUAUAGUCAGCAGGUGCCAGUCUUUGACGAGCUUUGACAUUUUGCCUUGUUUGUAACUGUGAUGUUGUGCCUCUUAAAUUUUGGUUAUACUACAUUUAUGGUUGUGUAUAGAACAUGUCAUUUCUCUGGUGGGCUUGUGUACAGUCCCUACAACCUUAAAAUAACUGUUGGAAGUUGGCCAAAAAAGGAGUCCCCACCAAAGUGCGAAUAAAGCAGAAUUAUUGCAGGUAUUAUUACAUUCUAACAUAAGCUUUAUGUGCAGUACUAUGCAUGCGCAGACAAUCUUUUUUUAUUUAACAAUGUGUGUACAGGUGUCAAGCUUGUAAGACUGUAUCAUGUGAUUCAGUUAAAUAAAGCCAACACCUUUUCUCUGAACAUAAUCUGUGGAUGAAUUCAUAAUUACAUUAUCUGUUAAAGACGUAUUUCACUGCUGGAAACAUGGCCUUUUCAUAAAACUGUGCUACUAUGCUGUAGGAAGACGAAGAUGCUAUUGAAAUCGGUGCUAUAUAACCAGAGAAAACAGAGAACAUGGGCUGUGGUGUUCGCUUUUGCUCAAGAGGUAGAAAACUACCACUACCAGAAUGCACUGCGCUGUACCAGACCAAUAAACACUCCAGCUGGUGGGUGACGUAAUUCGAGUUGCUGUCUUUCUAUCAGGAAUUUUUGAUCCAUUGAGGGGUUACAUUUGUAUAACUUUCCUGGAGCUAAGAAAAGCAAUUUUAAAAAUCCAUGAUGUCACAAUGAAGAGUCAAUGAGCCAAGCAGCAACUUGCAGGCAGAAACACAACUGCACAUAGUCAGUGGGCCGCAUGUUGGUAUGAGUAAUCGCCAUCAUGGGAUCUGGUAUCUAGGUGUUAUAAUACAUCUGGGUUGAUCAGGACUGUUUCCACACAGUAUGGCCCUUAGAGCAGGCGCACUAAAGCAGUGGUUCCCAACUGGUCCAGCCACAGGGUCCAGAUUGCUCCUUAGUCAUUAGUUCAAGGUCCACAUAGUUUAAUACAUUCAGUGUCAUACUUGCAUUUGGCCAUGUUGUUGAGCUAGUUUGCUGUCUCUGUUAAGUAGUCACUCACUCUACAGCAGGAAAUGGCACUUCAAAAUAAAACUUAUGUGCUGGAAAUUCACUGUACAUCAAAAUAAAG
Molecule: messenger RNA, 2612 nt
Organism: Epinephelus moara (kelp grouper)
Lineage: Eukaryota; Metazoa; Chordata; Actinopteri; Perciformes; Serranidae
Gene: extl2
Product: exostosin-like glycosyltransferase 2
Exons: 7
Coding region: 206-1246 (346 amino acids)
Cellular component (GO): membrane
Molecular function (GO): glycosyltransferase activity
Source: RefSeq, a predicted model, not a curated record